Vanessa atalanta (red admiral) is the source of this 1088-nucleotide messenger RNA. RefSeq names its product cuticle protein 3-like. Gene Ontology annotation, cellular component: chitin-based extracellular matrix. Gene Ontology annotation, molecular function: structural constituent of chitin-based larval cuticle. The transcript has 4 exons. The coding region runs from base 75 to 599 and encodes 174 amino acids. The record is from RefSeq and is a predicted model, not a curated record. Lineage: Eukaryota; Metazoa; Arthropoda; Insecta; Lepidoptera; Nymphalidae.
AUAUAUAAACGAAUAGACGUUAGAAUCGUCACUUGUGUGAUCACCUCCGACCUGAUCUAACAUAUAUCAUAAACAUGCAGCUGUACAUCGUCGCCAUCGCCCUCUUCGGCAUCGCCAGCGCCGCUUAUUCCCCAUACCCAGAACAGUCCAACCGUCCCCAGGCUGCCUACGAGAAGAACGCACGUAUCUUAGCCUACGAUUCUGAUGUGAAGGAAGACUCUUACAGAUACAGUUAUGAGACCGAGAACGGUAUCAAGGCUGAGGAACAAGGACGUGAGGUCGAUGGAAUUGAAGCUCAAGGUAGCUUCCAAUUCACCGGUGAUGACGGUCGACUCUAUACUGUAAGCUACACUGCUGGUCAAGCUGGUGUCCUAGCCCUGGGUGAUCACAUACCUACUCCUCCCCCUACACCCGAAGCCAUCUUGAAAGCUCUUGAACAAAACGCUCGCGAUGAAGCCGCUGGUAUCAUUGAUGACGGUCAAUACAACCCCGCCAAAUAUGGUGGUGCUGCUUCCGCCGGUGCUUUCGUUCCUCAGCAGAAUUAUGCGCGUGCUCAGGCCUCAGCCUCAACCGGUUUCCGCAAACCCUACAAGUACUAAAUUCAAACGAGACCUCCUAUAAGCCUAGUUUACAUUUAGAUAUCUAGAAAAAUGAAUUAUUAAUACUUUAAAUACUUGCUCUAAAAGGGCUAAAAUUAAGAGGCUAAUUGAUUCAACUGUAAGCUCUACACUCUAAGUCUUCUUUCAUUAAAACAAAGGUUUACGGAAUAUUUUUCAAUAUGACAAUCUCUAGAAGAUAUUCUUUGAACUCUUUGCUUUUAUUCCACUGUUUAAUUGUGAUAAAAUAUGUAGUUUAAUUAUUCAUAUAAUUUCUUUUAUAAUUCUUUUUCGUAAGUGGACGUUAAUUGGGGCACAAGAUACGCUCAAUAUUAAGGCCGGCUCAGGAUCGACAUCAGAUCGUAUCCUUUAUGGCUACCUAAGUGUAAACGAGGCAUUAGAUAACAACAUUAGCUUACGAUCAAUAAAAAAUAAUGUGAUAAUAAUCUGUACUUCUGUAGUUAUAAUCCAGACGAUGGAAAAUUAGUUUUU